UUUUGCGCGAGCGGGUCCAUUCGAUCGUUCCGACACAUCUAGUCUAUAACUAGGUCCAUAAAAAUUUUGGAGAACUUCUAGUUAUCGGGAUUAUAUUGGAAAGAUUUUCCUGUAAGUAGCGACCCUUUAUCAAGUUAAUAAUGAUCUAUUGGAAACAUAAGCCCUGAGAUAUCGCAUCAACUGAAAGAGAUGUUUGGCUCAUUCUUUCAAUCUGUCUUUCAGUUUGGAAAGAGUGAUUCCUGUGUAAAACGAAGAGAAGUAACAUAUUGUUACACUAAUGCACAAAGUUAUUUCAGUAGCUUGGUUUAGCAAUGCCUGUACUGCACACAUAUAAUUUAAACCGCCAACUUAGACUUUCAUACAAUAUGUUAACUCACAUAACGAAACCUUUGUUCUAAAAUCUCUAUAUAUAUAAAUAACGAGAGGUCACGACUGAUUAGAAAACUAAACAUUGAACAAAGAUACUAAACAUAGAAUAGAUCAAUGCUUGGCUUGAACAUAUCACUUAUUUUGGUAAUUUUCAUAAUGUGUUUUUCAUUUGAACAUGCAUCGUGGUGGCACCUACAUCCGCACAUGGCCUGGAACGAUGUGAUAGGUGAAUCUCACAUCAACACUGAAAUCCAUGGUACCAUGUUUGUCGUCGAUUUGUUUGAUGUACCUAAAAGCAUUAUUGAUAAUCUCCACAGGAAUGGGAAGAAGGUGAUAUGUUACUUUUCGGCUGGAACGAAAGAAAAUUGGCGAAACGAUGCCGGCGAGUUUCCAUCUAAUGGACUUGGAGUUCCUAAUAAGGACUGGCCAGGCGAGACAUGGGUGGACAUCAGAAAUAGUCAAGUUAGACGUAUAAUGAGAGAUCGGAUUGAAUAUGCAAAUUCCCGACAUUGUGAUGGUGUAGAUCCGGAUAAUGUAAAUGGAUGGUCACAGAAUCAAGCAGGACUCCAUUUAACACAAGAUGAUCAAUUAGACUAUAACAGAUAUUUAGCGACAGUGGCACAUGAAAAUGGUUUAGCUAUAGGACUGAAGAACGAUGUAAGCCAAAUUAGUGACCUGGUAGGCGACUUUGACUUCGCCAUAAACGAAUCCUGUAUGGAGUAUCACGAAUGUGACCUGUACAAACCUUUUUUUGAUGCUAGAAAGCCGGUGUUCCACAUCCAAUACGUGAGCUCUAUCACAGAAGGUCACCAGAAGCAAGAAGAGAUAUGCUCAUCGUCAAACCGACCUCAGGACAUGAAUACUUUAAUCAAAGUUGGAAUGAAAAACUGGAAACUUGCUUGUUGAAUUUUUUUCCAGUAAUGAGCAUCUUCGCGGCGUACUUGUUUUUAUUGAAAUCGUCUGAACAAACGACCAUAUUGUUUUAUUUUAUUAGUACAAUACUGAUGAAUACUGCAUAUGUGUCAUCAUGAUAUGUUUUGUCCUAGAUUAUUGGCGGUUAGCUGAUAUAUAACCUUAUGCUAGCCUACUUGAGAAAAAAAUGUAAAUCAUGUUAAUAAAUGCAUUGAUUUUGCUGUCGCAAUUUGAGUAAAUAGUACUACUUGCGAUUGCAAAAGCAAUUUGAAAUCGGCAAGCAUUGAUUUUUUUUUAUUUCUUAUUUUGGACGUAAACGGAACCGGUACGACGCAGAGCAUUCCGGCGGACAAAUCUUUGAUUGGUGUAAGAUUUCAAUACUGGUUUAUUUUUUUUUUCUCAUUUUGGUUCAGUUUAGUAGUAAUUUUGACAGAAUUAAUCAACUGCGACGUGACUUCACGCCACCCAAUGU
Messenger RNA from Mytilus californianus (California mussel), 1753 nucleotides. RefSeq lists its product as uncharacterized. The coding region runs from base 484 to 1275 and encodes 263 amino acids. The record is from RefSeq and is a predicted model, not a curated record. The transcript has 5 exons. Lineage: Eukaryota; Metazoa; Mollusca; Bivalvia; Mytilida; Mytilidae.